Molecule: messenger RNA, 1697 nt
Organism: Brachypodium distachyon (stiff brome)
Lineage: Eukaryota; Viridiplantae; Streptophyta; Magnoliopsida; Poales; Poaceae
Product: homeobox protein knotted-1-like 10
Exons: 5
Coding region: 496-1398 (300 amino acids)
Biological process (GO): regulation of DNA-templated transcription
Cellular component (GO): nucleus
Molecular function (GO): DNA-binding transcription factor activity, RNA polymerase II-specific; DNA binding
Source: RefSeq, a predicted model, not a curated record
GGCACUAGCUAGGAUCGUUGCUCCGACCUCCGAGCUGCCGCUAUUCAUUUCCCUUUUCCCAAUCUCGUAGCUUCCAUCGCUCUGACUCCCUCCAUGCUCCCAAAGCCCCCCAUGUCUCCCGCUAGCUAGCUCCUGCCGCCGAGAUCACCACCCUGCUGGCCUCCUCCUGCUCCUCUGCGGCGGCAGCAGCUGCAGCAGCAUAGGCUGCAGUGCAAACGCCUGCUGCUAAGCUAAUUAAAUUCCCCCCUGUAAUCCCGCGGGAGAAAUCUUUGGCUCUUUCUUGGCUUUCCUAGCUAGCUUUUCCUUCUCCAUCGUCUUCUUCCUCCUCCUCUUCUUCUCCUAGCCCCAGAGGCCCAGGCAAGAAUAAACAAGUACUAGUCCGUACCAUUUCUUGAUGGAGAGAUGCAUGGAGACGACGGGCAUGGAGGUAGGCGGCUAGCUAGCACACGCGUGGGUAGGUGAGCUGCAGGGAGGAGGAGAGAGAUCGGUCGAUCCAUGGAGGAUCUGUACAGCAUCCACCCGGGGAUCUCCCGCGGCGGCGGCGGCGCGGCCUGCAGCGAGGCGUCCGGGGUCGCCGGCUCUCCUCCGCCGCCGGAUCUGACGGCGACGGCGGAGCUGACCAAGGCGCAGAUCGCGGCGCACCCCCGCUACCCGUCCCUCCUCUCCGCCUACAUCGAAUGCCGCAAGGUGGGCGCGCCGCCGGACGUGGCGGUGCUGCUGGAGGAGAUGAGCCGGGAGAGGCGGCCGGGCUACGAAGCCGCCGGCGCCGGGGAGAUCGGCCUCGACCCCGAGCUCGACGAGUUCAUGGAGGCCUACUGCCGGGUGCUGUGGCGGUACAAGGAGGAGCUCUCCCGGCCGCUCGACGAGGCCGCCUCCUUCCUCGCCACCGUCCGGACCCAGCUAUCCAAUCUCUGCGGCGGCGGCGCCCGCGCCACCUUCCACUCCGAUGAAUUUGUGGGGUCAUCGGAGGACGAGCCGUGCUCAGGAGACGGCGACGCAUCCGAGGCGGGCAUGCAAGAGCACACCUCCCGGUUGGCUGAUCAUGAGCUCAAGGAGAUGCUGCUCAAGAAGUACAGCGGCUGCCUCAGCCGCCUCCGGUCCGAGUUCCUGAAGAAGAGGAAGAAAGGGAAGCUGCCCAAGGAUGCCCGGCUAGCUCUCAUGGACUGGUGGAACACACACUACCGCUGGCCUUACCCUACGGAAGAUGAUAAGGUGAGGCUUGCGGCGAUGACGGGCCUCGACCCGAAGCAGAUCAACAACUGGUUCAUCAACCAGAGGAAGAGACACUGGAAGCCUUCGGAGGACAUGCGGUUCGCGCUCAUGGAGGGCGUCAACGGAGGAGGGGGGUCAUCCUCCGGGACGACAUUGUACUUCGACACGGGCACCAUCGGGCCAUGAGAUGAUAUCUCUCUCAUUUUCAGCUGGCUGGCGUAAAGUUUACUGGCACUUUUAAGUUUUAAGCAGGCAGACACGGUGGCUGUGAUUAGUAGUAAGGGAUAAGAUCAAGAUACUAAAGAUGAAUUAAUCAAUCAAUCAAAUGGAUGAAUAGCCUCAUGACCAUUUUGUGGAAACUGUUGUUGUGUAUAUGUGCGCUGUAACAGGACAGAACUGAGGUUACAUGUAAAAUCUUUUCUGAAGCUACUGCAAAUAACAUUAAUCAAAUUUGUUGUAUCUGUAGCGAUUGCCCAGUUCAAUCA